AUGUCUACCACCAGAUUGAACGAGGAUGAUAUCGAGAAGCUAUUCUCGGGAGCGCCACAGUACUAUGCUCGCAACGAAGGACCGUUCAUUUCCACUCCCCAUCCAAGCAUCACUUUUCCCUUUGACGAAGGCCUGCCGAUUCGAGACUUGUCUGAUCAUGUUCAGAUAGAGGCCAAGGCAUGGAGCUGUGUAACUACCAGACCACACAUCAGCCAUGACGCCCGGAGCAUCGCCUCGCCAAGGCGACAAUCCGAGGUCAAAAGGACGUCGCAUUUCCACGUUCGCUGCUAUGAGCGCCCCAACAUGCUCAGCUUGAGCGGCUUAGAAAAGGGUACUAUGGGAUUCCAGGCCGCCCUGGAGCUAGCCGUCAGCGAUUCACUAGAGGAAGAGCAGUUUGGCUUCGACAGCAUCGGCAAGAAAGCCAAGGCUAUUAUUGAUGCACGUGAGGUUAUGCUUUCUAAUGAUGGUUGGCUGCACAGAAUCACGGAGAGCGAUCUUAUGGACCGACUGAACCGCAAUGGAGAUAUCCAUCGAAAUAACAAUCUAAAAAGCCAAAGUUCGACUGAGACAUACAACGACCUCUUCCGCAACUUCAUGCGCCCUAGAUACAUCGCAGUUGACAAGACUGAUAACCAUAGUCUUACCAACCAGAUAGUAGCGCUACUCAAAUGCUUGGGCUCGCCAAAUGUUUGGAUUGACUUGUCCCAUGUGGAAUGGCGAGUACGGCUGGGGCAAAUUCUUUGGGGUGAGCAUAAUGGCGACCAAUUGAAUGACGAUGCCAACAUACAGGAUACAAAUGUGGAGAGUGAGCGUGCAGAAGAAAGAUAUUGGCUUUUGCUGCAGAUUCUAGUCUCUACAGAGCUCCUUCUGAGACUAGAUGCUAUCACAGAGGGCGAAGAAUAUGGCGCUGGUGGCUUCCGGCCAAUUGACAUUGUCCAGUUUGAAAGAGCAGCCAAUGUUUCAGUCAAGUGGUCGCUCAUUCUGGCGCGCAGCUGGCUCGAAAAUAUUAACGUUUCCAAAGAAAGUGGUGACGCUACUCCAGCCUUUGCUGAUUGCCAACAACGAAGAGGUUCCGAGGCGCUCGCAGCGAUUGCUAGCAAAUUCUCAUUUCACCAUCCUUGCCCUGACAACAGGCCACCAUCCCCGCCGUACCAAUACAUUAUUCAAGGCCGAUUCGCCGACAGACAGGUUGAUGGGCUUUUGCACUUUGCGAAAACUCUGUCCUGGCCCAACUAUGACGAAUUCGAGGCUCGCAUCACGGACCGCAUUAGACAUGUGUUGGAGCUACCAGUACCUAAGUUUCAACGAAAUAAGAGCAACACUUCAGAGGCAAGCAAUGGAGGUUAUUUUGGAACUUGGGAUGUGACUUGCCAACGCGGUCAUCACAAAGAACGAUCUCAAGCUCGCCGAAGAAAGGUCGCAGCGGCACUGAACCCUUCCGGUUGGCUCUCAAAGUCGUACAUCUUUGGCCUUAUGCUACCUGGAGAUGGUCUGUCGCACUUCCUCAUGGCGACACUUUUGGAGAAUGAUGAUGCGGCACUACAGUCUAUUGGAUCGUUCGCCAAUCUCUGUGGCGGGUUUAUAUAUUCUGGCAUGAGUUUUUGGAGCACUGCCUGCAUCGUUGGGCGAGUGUUGGCUGCGGGCAAGGGCACCGCAGAGUGCAUGGGCUGGAUUUCGACAGACAUUAUCCCAGAGGACAUGGGCGAUGGCUGGGUAAAUAUUGAUGUCCACGAUGUGGCAGACGAUUUAACCAAACUUGGUAAGCGUUCUCGUCUGUGGGCAAAGAAGAAAUUGGAGCAAGAGUCGUCGAUUAUUGGUGACAGUGUCGAAGAAACAAUUGCAGCGGCAGAUUUCAUUAUCCCCCAUGAGAAUAUGUACACGACGAUGCCACCUGGGACGUUUAUUCUUAUGCAUACAUUGAAGCUUUGUUCAGCAUCUCAAUCGCUUCACCCAACGCCACUGACCGAAAUCAUUCCAACGCCGAACCAUGAGGUUUUCCCAGAUGCUCCCGACCUGCCAUCAUAUCCAGCCACAAUCACCUUUACUGUUGCCAUUGAUGGAGAGCCUGAAAAGAAGCACAGCAUGAGUCUCUUCUACGAUGUCAACUUUGUCACCGCGCAUCCAUGUGCGCCAUCCCAUCGUGUGCGGUUCUUGAAAUCACCUAGCAGCCCAACAAUCCAGGAGAUUGAUGCAUCUGGGCUAGGAAAUCUAGGACAAGGCUCUCGAUCAGUAUACAGAGCUGGGCAUCCAUUACACAAAUUCUAUAACUUCAAAGUCAUUCACAUCUCGGAGCUUAUUAAGCGCAAGGCAGCAUCUUUAACAGAGCUUCUGUAUGAUGACCCUGCGAACUUGAAGCCGGCAAACCUGGUUUUAGUUGUCGACUGUAUGACAAGCAUUGCGGGAGUACCACAAUCUGCCAUGAUGGAACGUCUUGCGACACCAUCGUCAUCACCGGUAGCAGAGCGUAAGACGAGCUUCUCUGCCGCAGCAAAGAUGCAUUUCGAAUCCCGAAGCCCGCAAUUUGGAUCUGAUAUGGAAGUCUUUGUGCGCGCUCUCUGCGCCGAAAAGGGCUGGAAUGCCAUGAUUAGCAGACGCAGACGAAGCUGCCUGUCGUGUGCGAUUCGCGAGGCGGGCGCCCUGAACUGGAAAGUCAUUAUCCGAACGGACUGA
This is a messenger RNA of [Torrubiella] hemipterigena, 2670 nucleotides long. NCBI's taxonomy places the organism in Eukaryota, Fungi, Ascomycota, Sordariomycetes, Hypocreales, Clavicipitaceae. The record is from the annotation of a GenBank genome assembly.